Molecule: messenger RNA, 567 nt
Organism: Sphaerulina musiva SO2202
Lineage: Eukaryota; Fungi; Ascomycota; Dothideomycetes; Mycosphaerellales; Mycosphaerellaceae
Exons: 6
Coding region: 1-567 (188 amino acids)
Source: RefSeq, a predicted model, not a curated record
AUGAAUGUUACCUACCUAGAUCUACACUCUGACUACAGCCCUAGGUACCUGAGCUCUUCCCUUCCCUCCGAUCCCUGCCCUUCGUCUGCUGCCUCCUUCUUGUUUGCUGCUCAGGUCACUAUAGCUCGGUGGGCUUCAUUCAUUGCCUUUGCUCUCCUGGGCACUUACUGCUCCCUUGAUCCUAUUCGAGGCAGUGCAAUACUACUGUGCUACAUGACUAAGCAGGCCAGCUUUGUUGUGGUAUCCUGGUACACCUCUUUAGUGCAGGUAUGCUCUGAGGCCAAUAUGUGGGUGCUUGUGGCGUUGUUAGAUGUGCAGCUACAGAAGCAGGCCAGCUUUGUUAUGGUAUCCUGGUACACCUCUUUAGUGCAGGUAUGCUCUGAGGCCAAUGUGUGGGUGCUUGUGGCGUUGUUAGCUGUGCACAGCCCACGGGAGGACGUCCAGCGCCAGCUGGGACGAAUAGUGGAUCGAAUCGUGGGUCGAAGCGAGAAGUUCAAGGCGGUUGUUGGUGUUUUAGCCAAGCCUGGAACCACGCCGCGGGGUGCUGUAACACAGCAUCCCGCGUAG